UCCCUCGUGUCCAUCCGCAAGGCAGACGAGGCGGGAUACUCUGCGAUCUUCGCCCAUGGAGAGUGUCGUCUGCAGUCGCGCGAGACCGGUGACAUCGUCGCGCGCAUUCCAUCUUAUCACGGUCUCUACCAGAUCAUCUCCUGCUUUGCCGAUGAUCACACCCCCUCCCCUGCACAAGGCACCGACGACACCACGGCACUGAGCACGCGUCCGGCCAAACGCGGGCCGCUCACCAUAAGCGUCAUGGACCUCCACCGCACGAUGGGACACAUCUCACUCCGCACCGCCCGCGACAUGGUCACUCAGGGGCACACCGAUGGGAUCAAGCUCUCGGACACGGACGUCACCACUCAGUGCAAGACAUGUGUGCAAGCCAAGCUCACGCACAAGGCGAUCCCAGACGCCGCACACGGUGCCCCUCACGACAUCCCUGUAACCGCGUAUGGCGACAAGUUCCACUCCGACGUGUGGGACUCCGGCGAGACUUCUCUGGGGGGCGAUCGCAAGGCAGUUGUAUUCAUCGAC
Epithele typhae is the source of this 525-nucleotide messenger RNA. RefSeq lists its product as uncharacterized. Lineage: Eukaryota; Fungi; Basidiomycota; Agaricomycetes; Polyporales; Epitheliaceae. The record is from RefSeq and is a predicted model, not a curated record. The transcript has a single exon. The annotation marks the transcript as partial.